GGCAGAGAAAAAAAGCGACUGUAUAGACGAGCGGUUCUACCCCUGGGUGUGGGUGUCUGUGAUGGGAGGUCUGGAUGGACGUCUUUGGAGUGUGCACCUAGGGGUGAGGGGUCUGUUGCAAAGAGGGGCGUGGCGGUCGCACCUGCGCGAGUUGGGCAAAGGAGGAGGAGCGAGGUGACGCAGGCGUAAUAAUAGAGAAGGUGCCAGAAAGAUUCAAAACAAGUGGCUGCGGCCGUCGCCCAGGAGUCCGCGGACGCCGGAAUCUGGCCCUGGUUCUGAGCUUGUUCCGCACCCCUCCCCUGGGAAUGGCGUUGUCCGGGUCGACCCCGGCCCCGAGCUGGGAGGAGGAUGAGUGUUUGGAUUACUACGGCAUGCUGUCGCUUCACCGUAUGUUCGAGGUGGUGGGCGGGCAGCUGACCGAGUGCGAACUGGAGCUCCUGGCCUUUCUGCUGGAUGAGGCCCCCGGCGCCCCUGGAGGCCUGGCCCGCGCCCGCAGCGGCCUGGAGCUGCUUCUGGAGCUGGAACGCCGUGGGCAGUGCGACGAGAGCAACCUGCGGCUGCUGAGCCAACUCCUGCGCGUGCUGGCCCGCCACGACCUACUGCCACAUCUGGCCCGCAAGCGGCGCCGGCCAGUGUCCCCUGAGCGAUACAGUUAUGGCAGUUCCGGCUCUUCUUCCGAAAGGACAGAGGGCAGUUGCCGGCGCCGGCGACAGUCGAGCAGUUCUGAUUCUCAGCCGAGUCAGUGGGACACAGGCUCCCCUCCAACCAAACGGCAGCGUCGGAGUCGGGGCCGCCCUAGCAGUGGUGCCAGGCGGCGGAGAAGAGUGGGCCCAGCAGUCAUGAGGCAGGAACAAGGAGGUGCUCGAGUCCGUGUGUGUGAGAGGCAUGGCCCCACCGUGGCCAAGCCACCAUGCAGCAGGGACCUCUUGCUUGUGUUUUUCAGAUGGGGAAACAGGCUCAGAGAGGUGAGGUCACAUGCCCGAGGCCCCACAGCUAGAGUAUGGCAGAGCUGGGACUCACUUUCAGACAUCCGGCUUCGGGUUCGAGCAGAAUACUGCGAGCAUGGGCCAGCCUUGGAGCAGGGCGUGGCAUCCAGGAGACCGCAGGCCCUGGCCCGGCAGCUGGAUGUGUUCGGACAGGCCACUGCUGUGCUGCGCUCAAGGGACCUGGGCUCUGUGGUGUGUGACAUCAAGUUCUCAGAGCUCUCAUACCUGGACGCCUUCUGGGGUGACUAUCUGAGUGGUGCCCUGCUGCAGGCCCUUCGGGGUGUGUUCCUGACUGAGGCCCUGCGGGAGGCUGUGGGCCGAGAGGCUGUCCGCUUGCUGGUCAGUGUGGACGAGGCUGACUAUGAGGCUGGCCGGCGCCGCCUGUUACUGAUGGAGGAGGAAGGGAGUCGGCGUGGGACAGAGGCAUCCUGAUCUUGGAUCUGGCAGGACUGACCCCACUUCCAAGUCUCCGGGCCACCUUCUUCCCUGGAAGAUGACCAUCUUGCCCCCAGACGACUGUCGCUUCAGCAGCUCUGAGGACUGCCUCAGGUUUGCAGGUUCCUGACAGCCUCUCCUGUAGGGUGUGGGCUUUGAGGCAUAAACCACUUCCAGCUGCUUCCUUCCCAAACUCCCCCACUCCUGGGUGGAUUCCUUCAGCCUUGGGGGCCAGGUUUGCUGAGCCCCAAAGCAAAAAGGCAUAGCCAGAGUCACCAAAGCUCCCUGAACAUCAUGUCACUCACCUUGGGCUGAUGCUGGCUGGCCCCACACACUUUAGCCUAAGGGCUUUUCUCUCAGGAUCUCAGAUUUUACUGUCCCCAUCAGGGCUUCAGUCACAGCAGUGUGUCCUGGAGCUGGGGUGCCUGUGGGCUUGCUCACCUUGCCCAUCUAACCAGCCAGGGCUCUGCCUGCUGUCCACACAGACACCCAACUCUCAUCACCUUCCCCUGCUCCCUGGAGCUCCAUGCAGACUUACCCUUGGACUCUUUUGACAAAGUAUCACAUGGGUUUUGUGGCCACAUCCAUUCGAGGUCAGCAUUGUCUACAGAGCUAGGGCCAGAACCAGCCACUCUCAAGGGAAGGCAAAGACUUGGCCGAUGGCAAGAUGUUUUACAAAUCGCACCAAUAAAACUGCCCUGGAAAGGGCAUAGGUGGGCA
Peromyscus maniculatus bairdii (prairie deer mouse) is the source of this 2141-nucleotide messenger RNA. The record is from RefSeq and is a predicted model, not a curated record. NCBI's taxonomy places the organism in Eukaryota, Metazoa, Chordata, Mammalia, Rodentia, Cricetidae.